This is a messenger RNA of Papaver somniferum (opium poppy), 684 nucleotides long. Its product is annotated as F-box protein At3g07870-like. The coding region runs from base 1 to 684 and encodes 227 amino acids. Lineage: Eukaryota; Viridiplantae; Streptophyta; Magnoliopsida; Ranunculales; Papaveraceae. The record is from RefSeq and is a predicted model, not a curated record. The transcript has a single exon.
AUGGUUGCAUUUGGUUAUGAUUACAAAAAUAACGAUUGCAAGUUACUAGCUGGUUGUGAUGAUCCCAAGUUACGACUUCAUUAUGACGAUAGUGUGUUUGAAGUGUGUUCGCUGGAAUCAAAUUCAUGGAAUACCAUAGUGCUUGUUAGUGGAGAUCUUCACUGGUUAGCUGAAACGAAUCACUCUUACGAUAUUAAUCUAGUCUCUCAAGAUAUCUGUAAGGACAUAUUCAAACAAGUGGAACUGCCGAUUAAACGUUUGGAGAUUUUCCACCCUUAUUUUCAUAGGUUGGGGGUGUUGAAAGGGUGUCUUUGUUUGGUCGCUGCGAAUUCUGGCGUUCAUGAAGUAUGGGUGAUGGAAAAUUAUGGAGUUCGAGAGUCUUGGACUAAACGUUAUACCGUGAACAAUAAAACAAGUAUAAAUGUGUAUAUUAGGCUUUUGUGUUCUUUAAAGAGCGGCAAGAUUCUAUUUUGGGGUACUUCCGCUUAUCUAUACUUAUAUUCCCCUAACUUGUAUUCUCCUGAAGAUGAUAAGGUUAUAAAGCUCAAAAUUUCUAGUUUGACAAAGUUGUACGAACAAGAGUGCUACUUCGAAAGCUUGGUUUCACUCAAGUCUGGAACUUAUGUAGUGGGUGACGAACAAAUGGAAGAAUCAGAUACUCCGGGACAUAUACAAUUAGAAUAA